AUGAAAGCAGUAGCAGAAGCCUCGUCUACUUCUCUACGGUCUCCAUUUCCUUCUUUGCUGCUUUAUGAUAUGCUUUUCCCAUCGAUGUUCCUGCUUCUGCUGGCAAUGGGCGCCAGCACUCUGCUUUGGCCAUUUCCUACUACUGCGCCUGCAGAAUUCUCGUUGAGCUUUAUCUCCGAUUUUCUACUAUUAUCUUAUGUAUAUCUCCGCAUUCUCGAUGCAGGCGUUCAUCAAACUCAGGUUGCGAAUUACAGCAAAAGCCACAGAGUUGUCUUCAAGGAUAUUGCUUCAUCCACUGACCCGUGUCCAGAUCUGAACAUGCAGUGCAACGCCACCGGGGGAUACUGCAACCACGAGUGCAUGGAUGAUGAAGUGGCUCUGUCGGGGCUCUGCAGAUACGACAACUGCUCCUGCUGCGUCAGGGAGACAGAACCUUGUCCAGAUUUGGAGCAACAGUGUCUCUCCAGACACGGAUACUGCAACCAUACGUGCCUGCCAGACGAAAUGGCUCUGUCAGGAUUCUGCAAGUACGACAACUGCUCCUGCUGUGUCAAGGAAACAGCAGACCCGUGUCCAGACCUGAACAUGCAGUGCAACGCCACCGGUGGAUACUGCAACCACGAUUGCAAGUCUGACGAAGUGGCUCUGUCGGGGCUCUGCAGAUACGACAACUGCUCCUGCUGUGUGAAGGCUUAA
Penaeus vannamei (Pacific white shrimp) is the source of this 696-nucleotide messenger RNA. The record is from RefSeq and is a predicted model, not a curated record. Lineage: Eukaryota; Metazoa; Arthropoda; Malacostraca; Decapoda; Penaeidae.